GUGUCACUCAGUCAUCGUUGGUGCUGUCAUCCACAAUGAAACAGAUGCCCAUCAACUCAAGUAUCUUCUGCAAUGACUAUGCUAGUAUCAGUUCGUUUGAAAGGACGAAUAUCAAUGGUCAGUUUAGUGAGGAUAAGCCAAGUGUAAACCAGAGAGUAAUUGUUAAAUUGACUUGCACGAAUAAAGGCAUUUCUAGUUUCAAGUUACUAUUUGAAUGUUAUUAUCUUUGGUGUAAAUUACUCUGUUUCUACACUUGGUUGAUGAGAUAUGUCGUGUGUUUGUUGGUCAUCUAUAUUCUACGAUACAAUGACAUGGGCGUGUUGCCGUUCAGAUUUGAGGAUAUAGCUGAUAGAAGGAAGUUAGCAAAUGAACUCUGCGACGAUUUUCCAACCUAGAGCGUCAACCUGAGAAGGGUUGUAGGCGUACUGCUGUAAGUCCUACAAUUCUCCAAAGGGUAGCGCAUCAAUGAGCAGUCCAAUGUGCUUGGUGUGUGAUUUUGUACAUAUGUUCAUAUUGCAUAUACUGAAUUGAUAUCAUCUUUCAUCUAUCUGUUGGUAAUUCUGUUUGUGUCC
This is a messenger RNA of Trichobilharzia regenti, 572 nucleotides long. The record is from the annotation of a GenBank genome assembly. NCBI's taxonomy places the organism in Eukaryota, Metazoa, Platyhelminthes, Trematoda, Strigeidida, Schistosomatidae.